Molecule: messenger RNA, 4708 nt
Organism: Pocillopora meandrina
Lineage: Eukaryota; Metazoa; Cnidaria; Anthozoa; Scleractinia; Pocilloporidae
Source: the annotation of a GenBank genome assembly
AUGUUUGGACAGAAACCUAACACUUUCGAGUCCAGAAUAAUGGCUACCACCUAUGGCAUCCGUGUACAUAGGCUCUUCCUAGACGGGUUACAUCCUGAAUCGAAAAAGGAAAUAAUAUCUGGAAUCCCACGCUGUAAAGAUGUGUUUUUUAAGUUUGUUAAAGUCGAUGAGGUGGUUAAAGUUGGAGAAAAACGUCAAUUCACUAGUUUUGCCCCUUUGACAGGCGGAGAGAAACAAGUGAAGCUCGAUUUCUACCAAUCAGAAUGUCCAGAUGCGGAGUUUGUUACAGAUCCUGAGGUGCGCAAGGCCCCCGGUCGUGGAUUAGUGAUUGAAACACCAGAGGCAUGGAAAACGAAAGAUAUUGAGAUACAUUUGCUCUUUGGUGGAACUGAGAUAAAGGUCACGGCUGUUAAUCGUACUAGCAACCGACAAUCCACGGUUCAUCUAGACUUUCUAGCCAGCAGUUAGUAGAUUUAGGCAUUUUUAAUUGAUCAACAAUUGUAAACAAUUGCAGAAGUUUGUGUCAGAGAAUGACUUUAGAAAUUAAAGUAUGGGUUUACCAGUGGUAACACUGGUCCCUCCAAACUACCUGUAAAUUUGUUAUUUGACUUAAACAAAUGUUUCUUCCAUUAACCGAUGAAUUUUUUGUGAUACGUAACAAAUACGAUUGUUAUUCAUUUAUAUGUUGAUACGAAAAUUAGUACUACUUGCAAUUGUAAGCAGCAACAAAGGAUUUUAAAUUAUUCUUUCAGUGGAUAUCGAGUCUCGCUACUAUCUCAAAAUUACUAUUCUAUAAAAAUGAUUGUGGAAGACUACAUUAGUAUUGAAUCGUUUUAGAUUUUAGGCGGAAGGUUUUUAAGGUACUUACGUCGGUAUUUCGCUAGUAAAUAAUGAUCUUUAAUUUUGUCCCUACUCUUCUUGAUUUUUAAAAGCAGCUUACUUAACUUGCAUAUCAAAACUGAGGCCAUAGACAUCUAGCUCGUAUAAAUUAAGGAUAAAUUAAGAUCCUUGCCGAUUGUAGGAUGAGCGAGUUAUCCUUCAUACUCAGUUCGCCAAGUUCAUCACAGCUAAAUUUUUAUGAAGCUGUCUACAUAACGAACUUUAAGUCAACAUUUGAUGAAAACCUCAAAGCUUCCAAACAAUAAGACCUAUUCUACUAGUUUCUUCAUUCUGUAAAAAUGCACAUUAUCUGUUAUAUUUAUUUUGUACUUAUCAUCCAUAGUAAAGAUACUACUAGUUUAACAUCCUUGUGACACUUAAGUGAUUAAGGCUCUGGAAUAGAGAAUCUCGCAUGAACUAAAAUUUAGUUUAGAUUGAUUUCCAUUCCCGGCUCGCCUUCUUCCUUUUAAACUCGAAAAUUUCAGUUGGUUCUGUACGUGUACUUGUAUUUCGUGUUUAUUUUGAAGCUAACCUUUGCCGUUCGAGCCCUUACAUCAGUCCCUCACCGUGAUAAUUUUCGAGCCGCUAGCCCAAAGUUUCCAGUCUGCCAGAUUUUGUUCCGGUAAUCCUCACAGGGAUUAUGGAAGAUAUUAUCUUCUCUUAGCUUGAGUGCUUUCCCAAGAAUUCGUGGGAGCUUACGUCAACCUGACCUUUCCCUGCAUUCACCAAUAGGUAAUUGAUCCUUGGCACAGAUAACUCGGCCGUUUUCCGAGAUAAAUCACGAAGUUGUGUGCAUUGUUUAUUCUGAAUAGAAUUUUGAUAAGAUGUAGCUUUGAUACUGAAGAGAAAUUAUUAUUAAUGUUAAUUUUUACGUCCAAGAAUUAUUUUACCUGCUGAAUGGCUUUCACUUUAUUUACUAGUUUUUUUUUUUCAUCAUUAUUUCGUUAAAAAAAAAAAGAUUAUAGAAAGAAAGCCUUUGACGAGUUAGCCCGUCUAAAAAGCUAUAGUCGCUGACGCUGUCACACGCUUUAACUCAAUAACAAGUAAACAAGGAAAUUUCGCAACGCUAGAUCGCUUCGAUCGCCCAGAGAGAUCUUAGUCAUUCAAAGAAUUCAUAUUUUAAAACGCUGUGAAUCCAACUGAUCCUUUUCCUCGUCACGCCACCUUCAAAGACCGAGACAUUCCAAACUAUUAUUAUGGUAUCAGACUCAAGGAAAAACUUCAAAUAACAUUUUCUAUUUGUCGUUCUUUAUGGCUAUCGAUUUUUUUUCGUUUGCAGCCAAAAGCCAAUUUCAACCUGUCUUUAAUCCUGUUCGGUCUGCAUUGAGUGCACCUAGCAGCUUCUAUAAAAACACCAGAUCCUUGUACAGUUUUCUAUCGCAUCGAUGAAAUUCAUUCAUCCAUUUGACGUCGAUAUUGAACAAAGUUAGCCGUUAGUUCACACUUUCUACGCCAUUUCUACGAAGAAACGCGUUGUUCCCUGCAGAUUUCAGGCAUUUGAAAACCUCUCGACAAAAUAUCUGGAGUUACCAACAGAACUUUGUAUCACAGUUCCUUGCUGAAAACCUUUGUAUACUUGACCUGUUCUUUUUUAUGUAAUUUUGCAUUAUUGAGAGUUAUGGGUAUUAAACGAAUAUCAUGAGCUUUUGACGACUCAACUUCAGUUUUCAUUGGAAGCCAAUAAAAUGUUGUCUCUCGUUUUUCUCGGUUUGUACUGUAAGUUACGGAGCUUCUUUUUCCGUCCGAUUUACGGCCAAUGCACGAAGCGCACGGGCCAUAAAACUCGGUCCGUAACGUACAGUACGGUUCUCGAAAUCGGUUAGUAAGAGAUAAAAUUGUCGUUUUAAUCUCUUACAGCACUAGAAGGCUCACUCCUUUAUACUUCGAGGCGUUCAUAUCUGGCAGUUGUUACCAUUGAUUUCGGAACAACCUAUGGUGGAUUUGCUUUUUCAUUUAUCAAAGAUGAGGGAAAGGACGCUAUCUUCAUGAACAGAGACUGGGCGAAUGAACAAGCCGCUCAAACAAGAAAAAACCCAACAUGCUUGCUACUCAAAACAGAUCUGUCAUUUGACUUAUUUGGUUAUGAGGCGAUGGAAAAGUACAGCAGUCUUCUGAAGAUGAAAGAGAAGAGAAAGAUUAUCUCUUUUUCAAGCAUUUUAAAAUGACUCUUCACAAUGAGGAGAUAAGAAUGAGCCCCACUGAUCAGUUUCAAAGACAAACUAAUGAAGACAUAGACCGCCCUUCCCUUUCGGCUUAGGGCGUGAUUACCCAUGCAGGAUGUUGGGAAAACACGAGGAUUGUAUGUGAAUCGCGAGCUGGAUGCCGGUCUAUUUCCACUGCUUUCAUGAAUAUGAAAGACUUUAAUAUUCUUUUAAUAAUAUGGGUUAGCCGGUGCAAUAAACGGUUUUUGACAAACCACGGCGCCUGUAAUAUCUCAGUGAUGCUGUUCACGUUCUAGAAAAGAAAAGCGAGCACACAAAAAGAGCUUUGUCUUAACAUCCAGACUUACCAACCGUCCAGCCCGAGAGUUGUUGCUCGAAAGAAUAUUGUUUUUCUUUUUUUACUUUUUUAAUUAAUUAUUGAACAAAGUAUUGAACAUAUCGUGCCAUCUCAUUGAUUUCCACAAAAACGUUUACAAAAUGCUUAUUUAAUGCCAGCGUAAGAAGCACUAGCUCGACCUUAGCCCUGAUAGACCAUUAGUCCAUCAUGGCCGUCAGGUUCAACCGUACACUUGCUCAUCUUGGAGGACUUUAUCAUGGCGAAAGCAUUAGUCUAAAAUUUCAAUUCCGUCAUCUUUAAUCGUAUUAUACGCGUUUAUCUUCGUCAUCCUUAAAUAUUUUGGUUCAUCUAAAGUUUCUUAGAAUCGCUUCUUUGUUAAGGUGAUUGCAAAAAAAUGUUGCGACAUAUUUUCCUUUAAACGCUGGGUUCAUUCUCUUCUAGAGUCUUGACAGUAAGACUCUAACAGAAGCAGCUAACGGACAACCUGUCAAGGCCAAGACAGUGAUCGCCAAGUCCAUUAAGUUUCUCAAAGACGAAGCCAUCAAAGUAAUCUGUCAGCGGACAGGAGAUGAUCAUUUCAGUCCAGACGAUGUCAAAUGGGUUCUAACUGUUCCGGCAAUAUGGAAUCCGAGUGCAAAGCAGUUUAUGAGAGAAGCAGCUUAUCAUGUCUCAUCCAGUUCGAAAUGAAUGCCCCCAAAUCUUGAAAUCUGGGCGUGCUCACAACUUUAUAUGUCUGUUUAGGUGUGCCAAUCUUAUGGCAAACAUCAUCAUAACAUUUAAAGGCGCAUGCUUAUUUUCAUCGACUUAACGACACCUUUCAGGUUUGUUUUAGGUUUUCUAUCUAAAUUAAAAAGUCUUUUUUAAAGGCUGGUGUGGGAUCACCAGAGAAUCCCAAUCAACUGAUGAUCGCUUUGGAGCCAGAAGCGGCUGCAAUUUUCUGUCAAGAGAAAAAUUUCCGUGAUUUUCAGGCGGAAUAAUUGCUUUGGUAUAAUUGUUUUGGUAUAAUUGCUCAGGUGCUUUCGAAUUCUGCGGUAAAUUCGUUUUAAUAUUGAAACCAUUCUGUUACAAUUGUUUUUGUUACUCGUAUCACGAUAAGCAGCCAGUUUACACUAGAAUUUAACAGGUUCAUUCAAUUCAAAAAGUUCCUAUAUUUAUUUGGAAAAGUGUUACACCAAACUUAGUAGCAUCUUUUGUCGUCUUCAGAGUUGUAUUUUCUCUCAUCGCUUGCGUCAUUGAUGAAAAAACCGCAACUAUCAAAGGUGCAAACCAUGUUCCUUGCCAGCGGCCAAAUGAAAGUCAGUUCAUAUAUACUUUUAUCGACUCAAAGUAA